Messenger RNA from Rhincodon typus (whale shark), 828 nucleotides. RefSeq names its product von Willebrand factor A domain-containing protein 5A-like. The record is from RefSeq and is a predicted model, not a curated record. NCBI's taxonomy places the organism in Eukaryota, Metazoa, Chordata, Chondrichthyes, Orectolobiformes, Rhincodontidae. The transcript has 5 exons. The annotation marks the transcript as partial.
AUGGCUGCCCUGACUCUGGAAGGGUACGGAACUGUCCUCCCGUCCAGGCCUUUCGCGGGACAUCGGCACGGCUUUGGCACUGACCCUGGCAGCGGCCUCCAGCGAUCGAUUGUUCGGAAUAAAACCCCAGGCCAUGUUCGCUACACAAACUCAGUCUGUGUUGACUUGAGCCCCAUCAGAGAGGAGAGGUUACAUGUUCUGAUCGAGUCAGAACCUACUCAGGAUGUCCAACCAGUCCCCCUGAAGAGUAUCUCGGUGGAGAUCGAGGUGAAGGGCUUUGUGGCUGAUGUUUCUGCGAGCCUCGAGUACAAGAAUGAGGAGACCGAGCCUGUGGAGGCCGUCUUUGUCUUCCCCAUGGACAGCGAUGCUGCCGUCUACAAUUUCCAGGCCAUGGUGGAUGGCAAGACGAUUGUGGCUGUGAUUAAGGAGAAAGAGAAGGCGAAGGAUGAUUACGACGAUGCCAUCUCGUCUGGGCACCAGGCCUUCCUACUGGAGGAGGACAGCAGCAGCAGCGACAUCUUCAGCUGCACUGUGGGCAACCUGCCCCCUGGGCAGAGUGCCACUGUCUCCUUCUCCUUUGUCCAGGAGUUGGCGAUCGAGGCUGAUGGGGCAGUGCGUUUCGUCCUGCCCGCCAUUCUCAAUCCCCGGUACACACCGACAGAUGCCCAGUCUCCCAGCGUGACCCAGGACGUCCCCCAGGUACAACAGGCACCCUACACAUUGGUUCUGAAGGCACAGAUCCAGAGUGCGCACACGAUCAGCCACGUCCAAUCCAACUGUGGACUGACUGCGCUGGAAUAUCUGAGCGAGAACAAGACAGCAGCCAAG